Molecule: messenger RNA, 4018 nt
Organism: Perognathus longimembris pacificus (Pacific pocket mouse)
Lineage: Eukaryota; Metazoa; Chordata; Mammalia; Rodentia; Heteromyidae
Gene: Sltm
Product: SAFB like transcription modulator
Exons: 21
Coding region: 9-3104 (1031 amino acids)
Biological process (GO): regulation of mRNA processing; regulation of transcription by RNA polymerase II
Cellular component (GO): nucleus
Molecular function (GO): sequence-specific DNA binding; RNA binding
Source: RefSeq, a predicted model, not a curated record
CUCCUAAGAUGGCUGCCGCGACCGGUGCCGUGGCAGCUACGACUGCCUCAGCGCAGGCGGAAGGGAAAAAGAUCACGGAUCUGCGCGUCAUCGAUCUGAGGUCCGAGUUGAAGCGACGGAACUUAGACUUCACCGGGGUGAAGACGGUGCUGGUCUCCCGACUCAAGCAGGCUAUUGAAGAGGAAGGAGGCGAUCCAGAUAAUAUUGAAUUAACUGUUUCAACUGAUACUCCAAACAAGAAACCAACCAAAGGCAAAGGUAAAAAACACGAAGCAGAUGAGUUGAGUGGAGAUGCUUCUGUGGAAGAUGAUGCUUUUGUCAAGGACUGUGAGUUGGAGAAUCCAGAGGCACAUGAACGAGAUGGGAAUGAUGAACUAAAGGACUCUGAAGAAUUUGGUGAAAAUGAAGAGGAAAAUAUGCAUUGCAAGGACUUGCUUUCUGCAGAGGAGUACAAGGAAGCUCAUGAAUUAAUAGAGGCAGAACCUGAUAGAGAAAAAGAGGACAUCGAAAGUCAGGAAAUCGAAGCCCACGAAGGUGAAGAUGAUACCUUUCUUACAGCCCAAGAUGGUGAGGAAGAAGAGAGUGAGAAAGAUAUAGCAGGUUCUGGUGAUGGUACACAAGAAGUAUCUAAACCUCUUCCUUCAGAAGGGAACCUAGCUGAGGCUGAUCACACAGCUCACGAAGAGAUGGAAGCUAAUGCGACUGUGAAAGAAGCUGAGGAUGACAACAUCUCGGUCACAAUCCAGGCUGAAGAUGCCAUCACUCUGGAUUUUGAUGGUGAUGACCUCCUAGAAACAGGUAAAAAUGUGAAAAUUACAGAUUCUGAAGCAAGUAAGCCAAAAGAUGGGCAGGACGUCAUUGCACAGAGCCCGGAGAAGGAAACCAAGGAUUAUGAGAUGAAUGCGAACCAUAAAGAUGGUAAGAAAGAAGACUGCGUGAAGGGUGAUCCUGUCGAGAAGGAAGCCAGAGAAAGUUCUAAGAAAGCAGAAUCUGGAGACAAAGAAAAGGAUACUUUGAAGAAAGGGCCCUCGUCUACUGGGGCCUCUGGUCAAGCAAAGAGCGCUUCAAAGGAAUCUAAAGACAGCAAGACAUCCUCUAAAGAUGACAAAGGAAGUACAAGUAGUACUAGUGGUAGCAGUGGAAGCUCAACUAAAAAUCUCUGGGUUAGUGGACUUUCUUCUAAUACCAAAGCUGCUGACUUGAAGAACCUCUUUGGCAAAUAUGGAAAGGUGUUAAGUGCAAAGGUGGUUACAAACGCUCGUAGUCCUGGGGCAAAGUGCUACGGCAUUGUGACGAUGUCCUCCAGCACAGAGGUGUCCAGGUGUAUUGCACAUCUGCAUCGCACUGAGCUGCAUGGACAGCUGAUCUCUGUGGAAAAAGUAAAAGGUGAUCCUUGUAAGAAAGAAAUGAAGAAAGAAAAUGAUGAGAAGAAUAGUUCAAGAAAUUCUGGAGAUAAAAAAACUAUGAAUGAUAGAAGUAACAAGACACAAGCCUCUAUCAAAAAAGAAGAGAAAAGAUCGUCUGAGAAAUCUGAGAAGAAAGAAAGUAAGGAUGCUAAAAAAAUAGAAUGUAAGGAUGAGAAGAAUGAUAGUGGAGCAAGUGGCACAACUUCAGAACCAGUGAAAAGAAGUGAAGAAAAGAAGCGAAUAAGUUCAAAGAGUCCAGGACAUAUGGUAAUACUAGACCAAACCAAGGCAGAUCAUAGUAGGACAUCAAGAAGACGAUACGAGAAAAUUCAUGGAAGAAGCAAGGAAAAGGAGAGGGCUAGCCUAGAUAAAAAGAGGGACAAAGACUACAGAAGGAAAGAGAUCUUGCCUUUUGAAAAGAUGAAGGAGCAAAGAUUGAGAGAACAUUUAGUUCGCUUUGAAAGACUACGACGAGCAAUGGAACUUCGAAGACGAAGAGAGAUUGCAGAAAGAGAGCAUCGAGAGCGAGAACACAUUAGAAUAAUUCGUGAACGGGAAGAACGGGAGCGCUUACAGAGAGAGAGAGAGCGCCUAGAAAUUGAAAGGCAAAAACUAGAGAGAGAGAGAAUGGAACGCGAACGCUUGGAAAGGGAACGCAUUCGUAUUGAACAGGAACGUCGCAAGGAAGCUGAACGGAUUGCCCGGGAACGAGAGGAACUCCGAAGGCAGCAGCAGCAGCUUCGCUAUGAACAAGAGAAAAGGAAUUCUUUGAAACGCCCGCGUGACGUAGACCAUAGGCGAGAUGAUCCUUACUGGAGCGAGAAUAAAAAGUUGUCUCUAGAUACAGAUGCGCGAUUCAGCCAUGGAUCGGACUACUCUCGCCAGCAGAACAGAUUUAAUGACUUUGAUCACCGGGAGCGGGGCAGGUUUCCUGAGAGCUCAGCGGUUCCAUCUUCGUCUUUUGAAAGACGGGAGCGCUUUGUGGGUCAAAGUGAAGGGAAGAAAGCGCGACCAAUUACACGAAGAGAAGACCCGAGCUUUGAAAGGUAUCCCAAAAGCUUCAGUGAUUCCCGAAGAAACGAGCCUCCCCCACCCAGAAAUGAACUUCGAGAAACCGACCGACGGGAGGUGCGCGGGGAGCGAGAUGAGCGGAGAACAGUGAUGCUGCAGGACCGGCCUGACCUCGCGCACCCCAGACACCCUCGCGAGGCCGGGCCCAACCCUUCCCGGCCCAGCUCCUGGAAGAACGAGGGAAGCCUGGCCGCCGACAAGCGAGAAUCCAGAGUUGACAGGCCAGAACGAUCGGGGAGAGAAGUCUCAGGACACAGCGUUCGAGGGGCACCCCCUGGGAGCCGCAGCAAUGCUUCGGGCUACGGAAGCCGAGACGGAGACCGAGGUGUCAUCUCAGAACGGGGAAGUGGAGCCCAGCACUAUCCUGAAGAACGACAUGUUGUUGACCGCCACGGACGGGACACAAGUGGACCAAGGAAAGAGUGGCACGGUCCUCAUUCUCAAGGGCCUAGCUACCAUGAUGCCAGGCGAAUGGGUGAUGGCCGGGCUGGAGCAGGCAUGAUCUCCCAGCACUCAAGUAAUGCAUCUCCAAUUAAUAGAAUUGUACAAAUCAGUGGUAAUUCCCUACCAAGAGGAAGUGGCUCUGGAUUUAAGCCAUUUAAGAGUGGGCCUCCACGGAGAUUUUGAAAACGAGUGCUCUGCCGUGGUUUCAAGAUAAUUUAUUGAAGCUUCACUUGACUACUUACGAAGAGGACCUCUCACCGCUCAAGAAUUUCUGUCCACUUUCUUUUUUUUUUUUUUUCCUUUUAUAAAAAGUUUAACAUGAUUGCUUUUCUCCACUUAGAAAUGUUUGGAUAGUUCUGUUGUAACUUUUCAUAGUUUUGUGUACCAUUCGACUUUUUUUUUUCCUGCAGCACCAACACACACAUUUAGCAAGAUGGAAGGCAAGUGAGUAGUUGGCAGCCUGUGCUAGUGGGUUAUUGUGCAGCCUUAGGUCUGUGGUGUCAGGCUCUAGAGUUUCUCAUCAUCAAGCAUUUCAGCCUUCAUUUUAAAGGCUGGCGAAGCUGAAAAAGUCUUAGAGAAACAAGAUUGUUUCUGCAUUUCUGAGUAUUAUGUAACCUAUUUUUGCAGAAGGUACUGUUACAUUAAGUACAUCUAUGUAUCCUGUUUCAAAGAAAAUGUAACCUUUUUUUGAAAUAAACCUUCCUAUUCUGUAUAGUUGCUAAGGUGUUGAGAAGCUUUUUAAUUGUAAAUUGAGAACCAUUUUCAGAUUAGGGUAGCAGCACAUUUUGUCAGGCUUGCAUGGUAUGAAACCAAAUAGAUGGAUGAAAUCUUGGCCCCGAGCUGUGUAUCACGAGGUUUUUUUUUUAGACUGAGAUGUGCAGGUAAGUGCACUUUUCAGCUAAUCUGCACUGUUUGAUGGAUGAAUUCCAUCUCUGGGAAUUGUGUGGGUAUUAAGGUUUCCAUAUUCCCAACUAUGUUGAGAAGUGGAAAAACAAACAAACCCAGAUUCUAGAUUGGUGAAUCAGUUGGGUUUUGUAAAUACUUGUAUGUGGAAAGACAUUGUUGUCUUUUUGUGAAAAUAAAGGUCCACACCUCAA